Closterium sp. NIES-67 is the source of this 2457-nucleotide messenger RNA. NCBI's taxonomy places the organism in Eukaryota, Viridiplantae, Streptophyta, Zygnematophyceae, Desmidiales, Closteriaceae. The record is from the annotation of a GenBank genome assembly.
AGACCCACCAUGGCCUGUGGGUGUGCCUAAGUGGUGUUCUAAAGGUUGGAUGUGUCUUCCGCUAAGGGGAAACUCUGUCGAAAUUUCGUGGACGCCGAUACUUGUGAAAAUAUCGAGGGAGCUGAGUGUGGACAGCAAAGGGGAGCUGAAACUCGUCAUUUCUCAAGGAGAAGAUGAAUGAGAGAGGAGGAGAUGCUAAUGGGAGAGGAGCUGUACCUGAAAAGACAACAAGAUCAAUGGACACCUGAGUGGCUAAGGCAGCAGAUUCUGCAGGAGGACUUCCGCAGACGCCAUGUGGGAGGUGGUGCUUCCACUAAGACUGCUGAGGGGUAUGGAGCUGCAGGGCGCGGCAGAGGAAGAGGGGGUUGGAGAGGCCGAGGCCGUGGGAGGAGCUUUGGCAGAGGUAGUGGCCGAGGUGACUAUAAUGAGGGGCAUGGGAGCUCUAGUGGCAAGGGGAGUACCAGAAUGGAGGGCACCUGCUGGUACUGCAAGAAGGUCGGGCAUCCUUGGUUUAAGUGCUUCAGCAGGCCGGAGGGAUGGGCACCUCCAGGCAUGAAGCCGCCCAGUGGUGAACGCGCACAAGGUGGCGCUGUGCAAGGCUCAGGUUUGUCUGCUAACCUUCUCUCUGUGCGACGACUGCAGAAGAGCAAGGCCGAAGUGACCUUUGGACGAACCAGCUGCCGUGCUAAGCUUGGGAAGAAGAAGUUGGUGAAGGAUGGGAGCCUGAAAGGCUUGGAGGUGAAAGGGGGAGUGAAGGAGAUUGGGAGCUGCCCUACAUGCUUGGAGACCAAGUUCUCCAAGUUCCCCUUCAACAGCACUACAGGACCAGCCAAGAUCCCACUUGCACUUGUGCACAUGGAUGUGGUGGGGCCCACAAGAGCCCUUUCCCUCUCAGGCAGCCGCUAUUUCUUGACAAUUGUGGAUGACCACACUCGGGCAGUGUGGGUUUACCCUUUGAAGAGCAAGGAGGAGAUUGAGGAAGAUGAGAUCGCUCACUGCUACUGGGCACCAAUCCCUGAGCCCAAGACUCGAGAGGAGGCUUUGAAUGGACCAAAUGGGGAGAAGUGGAAGGCGAGUGAGGAUGAGGAGUUCGGGUCCCUAAUUGAGAACGAGACAUGGGACCUGUGUGACUUGCCUCCUGGAAAGAAGGCAAUCACUUCCAAGAUGAUCUACAGGCACAAGUAUGGACCUGAAGGGGAGCUGAUCCGCUACAAGUCUAGGCUUGUGGCACGGGGGUUUCAGCAGACAAAGGGGAAGGACUAUGAUGAGGUGUUUGCUCCUGUGGGGAAAGGAACAACACUGAGGGUGCUGUUGGCGAUAGCUGCACUCCUGGGAUGGAAGAUUCGGCAGAUGCAUAUUGUGACUGCCUUUCUGAAUGGGAUCAUUAUGGAGGAGGUGUACAUGAAGCAGCCAGAGGGGCUGGAUGACGGGAGCGGCAGGGUCUGCAGGCUGAAGAAGGCCAUCUAUGGCCUUAAGCAGGCGCCUCGUGCAUGGUAUCACAAGUUGGAGGAGGCGCUGCUGGCUGGGGGUUUUAAGAAGAGUGAGUGUGACCCCAGCCUGUUCCUGCUGCAGGAGAAGGAUGAAAUCCUCAUGCUCCUGGUGUACGUGAAUGAUAUCCUUCUCUUCUCUGCAUCAACUGCUUUGCUGGACAGCGCAGAGCAGAUGCUGGAGAUGCAGUUCAAGUGCUCCAAGAUGGGUGAGGUGAAGUACUACUUGGGGAUGCAUGUGGAGAGAGAUGUGGAAAAGGGUGUGCUGAGGUUGCACCAAAGGAAGUACUGUGAGGGGCUGGCUGAGAAGUAUGGGCUGCAAGAUGGGGGAAAGCCAGCAACACCACUACCUUUAGGGUUUACUGUGGAGCCAUGUGCUGAUGAGGAGGUAGUGGGAGGUGGUGCUGUGAGCUGGCGCAGCAAGAAGCAGAAUGAGGUGGGAUUGUCCUCAUGUGAGACUGAGUACAUGGCCUUACACCAUUGGGUCAAGGAAGUGGUGUGGCUGAGGCGCUUGUUGGAGGAGUUGGGAGUUGGUCAGGAGGAGCCGACAGUUGUGUUCUGUAACAAUGAGUCUGCAGUGAAGCUAGCCAAGAAUGCUUGUCUGCAUGGGCUAACAAAAGACAUAAGGCCUAAGUGGCAUUGGGUGAGGAGACUCCUUGAUAAGGAGGUGCGGCUAGAGAUAGUGAAGACCCAUCAGCAGGCAGCAGAUAUUUUCACUAAGCGUCUGGCGGAGGCGGAUCAUUGGAAGGGCAUGAAGCUUGCUGGGAUGAGUGUGCAUUGAGUAUGCAUGCUUGAGAUGUUGGUAUGGUGGAUGAUGGUUGGCAGCCAGAGAGGGAGAUUGUUGUGUGAUAUUCUUGAACUUUGAUUAAACUUUUGAGAUUGAGUUAAGUUCUCCUCCUACAGCUUACCCCCUAGUGCGUCGAAAGCCAUAGCGUCGCGAAUACUUCAUUAAUCAACGUGGUUCGAAUUG